AGGGGUGGCAUCAAUUGACCCGUCAAUGACAAUAAACCGUUGGUUUAUUGUACUCUUCGGACCCGGGGAGCGCGUCCAAAGGUCCCUGGGGUACACAACUUUCCGCGAGAGAUAACACAUCUCGGGAACCCGGUCGACGGGACCAGUGACGGUGCAACUCUAGGAUCGUUCGAUACGCGGUACGCAACCCGUUCCGUACACGUACUCAUCCUAUCCCCUAGUCGUAUAAUCCGGUAAUAAUAACAAUAACAGGCGCCAUGUUCCGUUCCUUGACUCGCCUGUUAGGACCGAGUGCCGCGGUGGACAGUGCGGCUCGAUUACUUCGCUGCAGUACGUCGUCCGUCGCUCUGCUCGACCGAAACUCCUCAUUCGACGCAUCGCGCAGACGAAACCUUACGUGGACGACACAGACAUCGAAAAACUUCAGCUCCACGUCAAUCGCUAUGGCUAAGAUCAAGGCUGGACCCGUCGUUGACAUUCUUGGAGAUGAGAUGACUCGUAUCAUCUGGGACUCUAUCAAGAACAAAUUGAUACUCCCAUUCCUGGAUAUUGAGUUGCACGUUUAUGAUCUGGGUAUGGAGAACCGGGACGCAACUAAUGACCAGGUGACGGUGGACUGCGCGGAGGCUGUAAAGAAAUAUAACGUGGGCAUAAAGUGUGCGACGAUAACUCCGGACGAAAAUCGAGUCAAGGAGUUCAAGUUGAAACAGAUGUGGAAGAGCCCCAACGGCACUAUCAGGAAUAUACUGGGCGGCACUGUCUUCAGGGAAGCUAUAAUCUGCAAGAAUAUUCCGCGGCUGGUGACUGGUUGGAAUCAACCCAUUAUUAUCGGCCGUCACGCCCAUGCUGACCAGUACAAGGCCACAGACUUUGUGGUACCAGGUGCCGGUAAACUGGAAAUCACCUGGACAGGUGAGUCAGGCGACAAAAUCCAGCACACUGUCUACCAGUUCAAGGGGGCUGGCAUCGCUCAGGCCCAGUUCAACACCGACGAGAGCAUCCGUGACUUUGCCCACAGCUCUUUCCAGUAUGCUUUGGCUCGGACCUACCCGCUCUAUCUUUCGACCAAAAACACCAUCCUGAAAAAAUAUGAUGGCAGAUUUAAGGACAUUUUCCAGGAGAUUUACGAGGCUGAGUACCGUUCCAAGUUCGAAGCAAAGAAUAUCUGGUACGAGCAUCGGCUCAUUGACGACAUGGUUGCCUACGCUAUGAAAUCCGAGGGUGGCUUUGUCUGGGCCUGCAAGAACUACGACGGAGACGUUCAGUCAGAUUCCGUUGCUCAAGGUUAUGGCUCUCUAGGCCUGAUGACCUCUGUGCUUCUCUGCCCUGAUGGCAAGACGGUGGAGGCUGAGGCUGCGCAUGGAACAGUCACUCGGCAUUACCGCCAAUAUCAACUGGGUAAAGAGACAUCGACCAAUCCGAUUGCCUCGAUCUUUGCUUGGACAAGGGGCCUACUACACCGUGCUAAGCUGGACAACAACAACCAGUUGAAGAAAUUCGCAGAGACUCUGGAGAAAGUCUGCAUUGAUACGAUCGAGGCUGGAAGUAUGACCAAAGAUUUGGCAAUUUGCAUCAAGGGCAUGAACAAUGUCAAAAGGUCAGACUAUCUUGAGACGUUCGAGUUUAUGGACAAGCUCGCUGACAAUUUAAAGAAGGAGCUGGCCAAGGCGUGACUGCAAACAUACAUGUUCCCCGAUAUCCGGAGGUCGAAGCUUUGAGGCCAGGAAAGGGCUGCUGCUUCAUUUAUUCCAGAAUGUAUUGCCAAUUUUUUCAGUUUAAACCUUCGAGGGGUGUUUAUUGGAUGAGGAAAAUAGUUGUUUUUUUUUUUUUUUUUAGACAAUACAUGCGUUAAUAGCACAACACUCAAGUAUUCUUAAGUAUGAAAAUGCCACUGUUAUUACAGGAACCUUUAGCCUGUGAAAUAUUUUUGUAAACCUAUAAGUCAAAUGAACGAUUUUCGUCUGGUUUUCAAUGUAUAAACAAAAGGUUUUAUAAAUAUGUUUUACAAUGA
This is a messenger RNA of Neodiprion fabricii, 2011 nucleotides long. It is a transcript of the gene Idh, whose product is annotated as isocitrate dehydrogenase [NADP] cytoplasmic. Gene Ontology annotation, cellular component: peroxisome; mitochondrion; cytosol. Lineage: Eukaryota; Metazoa; Arthropoda; Insecta; Hymenoptera; Diprionidae. The coding region runs from base 258 to 1673 and encodes 471 amino acids. The transcript has 2 exons. The record is from RefSeq and is a predicted model, not a curated record. Gene Ontology annotation, biological process: isocitrate metabolic process. Gene Ontology annotation, molecular function: NAD binding; isocitrate dehydrogenase (NADP+) activity; magnesium ion binding.